GCCACUGCCGCUGUUGUAACAGCUGCUCCCUCCAGUGCCUCCUCAGACCCUUCUGUCUGUGCCUCCUCUACCACUCCUGGUCCUGAUCCUCUCAGCAAUAUGUCAGCGGAGGAUGUGUUGGCUGCCCCUGGCCCUGACCUACCCUGGCUGCCAGUGAAGAUGAGGAUGACCAUCCCCCUCCAGGACCAGAGAUGGAUCUCUGCAGCUCUGUGGAGAAACCAGCGGCUACGGACCGACCUGAAGCUGUGGUACGAGCCACCCGGGCCAGCGCUCAUCUACCAUCAGGCCCCCACUCCAGAGCGCUUUUUUAAUCAUCGCCUGCUUGUGUGGAUGCCGUACCACUUGUGGAAGGUCAGGCUAACCUGUCCUGUGUGUGGGAAGCAGCUGGUGGGAUACGGUGCCCACAAGAGAGCCCGUCAGGUCCUUGACGUGGACAGGUACUACCUGAUGGUCACAGAGACCCUCAGGUGCAACAGCAUUGGUUGCAAAACCAACUACCUGUCCAGCAGCAAGACCAUCCUGGACCAGCUUGACCUGGCUCACCGGCUCGAAUUCAGGCUCAUCCUGACUCAGAAAUAUGCUUGUGACAUUCGGGUCAUCCGCUUCUUGCGGGAGAGGACCCUGGGCAACAGCCCGUCUCGCUUGGUGAAGCAGCUGAGGGAGAACCACAGCGAGGAGUGGCUGCAGCGCCUCUGCCAGUACCUUGGGGCAUGCUCUGACUUUGUGGGCCGGCCCAGCCUGUUCCCUGUGGUGUUUCAGGACCCGCCUGAGCCUGUGGCCAUUCCCACCUAUAAGUGGAUGCUGGCGGUCUACGGGCGGGACAUCUUAAGCAGGCUGGAGCACAUCAAAGCCAGCAUUACAUCUACCUUUGGCUCCAUCCUGAAGAUGGACUCCACAAAGAAGAUCACCAGGAAGUUAUCGGGCAUUGCCAAGGGGACUGCCCUCUGGCUUUCCUCAGUUAGUAACGAGGUGGGUCAGAUCUUGAUCAGUGUCCUGACUGCUCAGGAAGGCUCUGGGCUGGACCUGAUGGUGGCUGAUCUCAUCCGGAGGUACAGGGAAGCAGGUGUGGCUCCUCCAAAGCUCCUGUAUGUGGACUGUGGAUGCUGCAAGAAGGAUGGGGAGGAGACCAAGCUUAAGGCACGAUUUGGUGGCUGGCCAGACGUUGUGGUCAAGCUGGACAUUUAUCAUUUCAUGCGGCGGCUGGCAUCAGGAUGCACCAAGGAUGCCCAUCCCUUUACCCCAUCUUCAUGGUGA
Messenger RNA from Labrus bergylta (ballan wrasse), 1254 nucleotides. Lineage: Eukaryota; Metazoa; Chordata; Actinopteri; Labriformes; Labridae. The record is from RefSeq and is a predicted model, not a curated record.